Molecule: messenger RNA, 1882 nt
Organism: Sipha flava (yellow sugarcane aphid)
Lineage: Eukaryota; Metazoa; Arthropoda; Insecta; Hemiptera; Aphididae
Gene: stv
Product: BAG domain-containing protein Samui
Exons: 3
Coding region: 469-1764 (431 amino acids)
Biological process (GO): protein stabilization
Cellular component (GO): membrane; cytoplasm; nucleus
Molecular function (GO): adenyl-nucleotide exchange factor activity; protein-folding chaperone binding
Source: RefSeq, a predicted model, not a curated record
AAUCCGUCAACGGACGCACCACGACCCGUUAUCGAUACGGCAACGAUGCCCGUUGGUGGUGGCACAGAUUAUAUUCAUAUAAUCUGGGUUGGUGGAACAGGCGGGGACAGACGCGAUCGUCCGAUUCGAAGUUCUUACGUUCACUAGAAAUAGCAAAUACCAAGCGCACUAGAACCUUCUAGAUUAGUCUGUAUCACACGCACGCGCAUUUUCUUGUACGCACGCGCAAACGUUCGGUCGAGUUCGCCAUAACCUCUCAAAUUCCCGACUCCGCAGUCCAUACGAUUCUGAUACUCCGUACGGCGACUGUGUUCCGAUUGCGGACUUUCCGUACGGUUUUUUUUCGUUUUUUCCUCCAUUGUAUUCAUCGUCGUUUAAUUUUUUUUUUCCUCUCGCGCGCACCCAAAGCAUUACACCUCACAGGCCGGAUCACAUUUCGUUCGGUCGAUCGAUGCUGUUCGGAAAAUAAUGCCGUUUGCUGAUCGUCGAGAUCGUAACAGGUCCAAGUUGAGCGAUCGUAUCCGCGGAAGAUCUACGGACGAGAUUUUAGAGGAGAUCCAGAGAGAAUUCGGCAACAACAGUGGGAAUAGCAUGUUUUUCGACCCUUCUGAUUCUAGGACUUCUCCUCAAAGGGAAGAGUUUCCAUUUGAUGAUGAUAUGCUUAGAGGUCAUUUGAGUGUCCGUUCACAUUUAGAAGAUUUAGCCAAAAGGCAUCCAGAUCUUGCUGGACAUUUGCGUUGCCCACCUUGGGGAGGCGAACCUAGCACAAGAGGUUGGAGUCGUAAACGUACUGUAUCGGGAGAAGAUAAUAAAUCUGAGGAACCAUCAGAUCUCAACCAUAACCACACUGACACACUCACUGAGUCUAGUCCGGAUAAAAAACCAUUUGAAGAAAACAUGGAUAAAGAACAGCAGCCUCCGUUUGAAAACAAUUCAAGAUCUCAAGAAAAUGAUGAUAAACCACAACGAUUUGUUUCAAAAUUAGAAUUUACUCCAGUUAAUUUGACUAAUCAAUCUGAAAAUGUUCAACAAUCAGCUCAGCCACAAUCUGAACAUUCUCAACCUAAAGAACCACAUAAUGAUACAUCUACAUUUUCACAAGGAAAUCAAAAACAGCCUAAUGUGCGACACAUUCCGAUUUAUGUGGAAGGCCGUUCAGAACCAGUGUAUCCGAAGAAUGUUGACCAAAUAUUCAGUGAAAAUAAUGGUUCAGCCUUGCCAAAAAGAGCUUCUGGUAAACAAACCCCAUUUGCUCAAUACCAUUCCUUCCAUGACCAAAAUACUGCACAACGUCGUCAAACACCUCCUUCUCAACAACGCCAGCAAACUCCUCCACAACAUCAACAUAUUCCUCCAAAUGAAACCAGAUCAACCCCUCCUCCUCCACCACGCCAACAAGUGAAACCAGUAGAUGCUUUGGAAAAAGUUCAAAAUGUCCAAGCAGAAGUAGAAGAAUUAGCAGUUACUGUUAAUAAAUUCUCUGGUUCUUCUCGUACUGAUAAACAAUAUAUUUACCUGGAUGAAAUGCUUACAAGAAAUUUGAUUAAGUUAGAUACUAUUGAAACAGAAGGAAGAGAUGAUGUACGUAUGGCUAGGAAAAAAGCUAUCAAAACUAUUCAGGAUACAAUUUCUAUUUUAGAAAAUAAAGUUCCUCAGCCCCAAGAAGAAUCAAUGGAAGUAGAUCAGUCAACUGAUGAUGUAACAGAAGUUGCUCCAUCCGAAGACAAGUCUUCAGAAACUGAAAAAGUAGAAAACAAUAAUUGAACAUUAAUGAAUCAUUCACCAUUAAAUUAUUUUUAGAAAAAUGGCUUUUGAAUAGAAUUCUUAUUAAAUUGAACUAAGUAUUUUAAAUUUAUUGUUCCCAUAUUUUUUUAAACAUUUA